AUCCUGAGAACACAAGCCCAGAGCCGAGAGCAGCUCUCAAUCCCGGGUGAGGCACCGAGCACUUGAGCUAUUUCAGCCACAUGCAAAGCAUUGGAAUUGAGAUCGCAGCUCAGAGGACACCAGGCAUCCCUUUCACCUUCUAAGGAGCCUUGUAUUCUUGCACCUGGCUGCCUGGGACUUUCCUUAGGCAGUAAACAAAUACAAAGCAGGGAUAAGACUGAGUGAAUAUGUCGAAACAGCCAGUUUCCAAUGUCAGAGCCAUCCAGGCAAAUAUCAAUAUCCCAAUGGGAGCCUUUCGGCCAGGAGCUGGGCAACCCCCCAGAAAAAAAGAAUGUACUCCAGAAAGUGAGGAGGGUGCUCUUCCCACCUCGGAUGAGGAGAAGAAGCCAAUACCAGGAGCAAAGAAACUUCCAGGACCUGCAGUCAACCUAUCGGAGAUCCAGAAUAUUAAAAGUGAACUGAAAUAUGUCCCCAAAGCUGAACAGUAGUCAGAAAGAAAAAGGUU
Molecule: messenger RNA, 505 nt
Organism: Molossus molossus (Pallas's mastiff bat)
Lineage: Eukaryota; Metazoa; Chordata; Mammalia; Chiroptera; Molossidae
Gene: SMPX
Product: small muscle protein X-linked
Exons: 5
Coding region: 228-488 (86 amino acids)
Cellular component (GO): costamere; M band; muscle tendon junction
Source: RefSeq, a predicted model, not a curated record